This is a messenger RNA of Paracoccidioides lutzii Pb01, 480 nucleotides long. RefSeq lists its product as hypothetical. The coding region runs from base 1 to 480 and encodes 159 amino acids. The transcript has 2 exons. The record is from RefSeq and is a predicted model, not a curated record.
AUGUCCAAACCUCACAAGUUGUUGAGGAAUCUCCAAGAUAGUAAAAUCGAAGGCGACGUCGAUCAACUAAGCCCUUUCGCAUCACCAAAGACGGCGAUGUUUGACAUAUUACGACGACGACGUUUGCGUGGUGGUGCAAACGCCCUGUUCAAGUUGCAAGAACAGUUUGAUCUUCUUCUCCUUUCGCCAAAUCUUUCUCCGCAUGAUGUCGUCAAACCCACUCACUUUGCUGCCACAUGCUUUGCGAAUGGAGAUCGCCUGACCAGGGGCUCGAAAGAUGGGAUCAGGGAUCCAUCCAGUUUGAACAGCUAUCCAUACAUCGAAUCCUUCACAAACAAGGCUACCCGGAACUUCAAGAUCUCGAUCCAGGAUUUGCAAGCUAGUGCAGUUAGCGGUCUCCUUAGAACGAUCUCUCAGCCCUCACAGCGUGAAGGAUCCGGGGGAACAAUCCUGGUUGAGCUGAAAACUACUUGGAACUAG